Messenger RNA from Sphenostylis stenocarpa, 4926 nucleotides. Lineage: Eukaryota; Viridiplantae; Streptophyta; Magnoliopsida; Fabales; Fabaceae. The record is from the annotation of a GenBank genome assembly.
AUGUUAAAUGCUUUUCUUCAUAACUUCAUAAGCAUAAUUAAACUACUCUCCCUCUUCGUCCAUAUCCACCAAAAACAAGUACCUGGGAGGGACAUCAUUGUUGCUCCUCAGAAACACCAUCCCAAGGAAAUACGAGGUAAAAGUUACAACAUGGGGCUCUUGUAUCUGUCAUCGUACAGAAUGUCGAUGACUUUCUUCAUUGCUUUUCUAGGUGGUCUACUUAUUCAAGCUCAGGACCAAACAGAAUUCAUCAGCAUAGAUUGCGGAGCUCCUGCAGAUGUAAAAUAUACUGAGCCAAACACAGGCAUAGUUUAUACUUCAGAUGCAAAUUUCAUAACUGGUGUGAGUAAGUCAAUAUCAUCUGAUUUGAAAGAUAAGCUUUACAGACCGCUGUGGACUGUCAGAAGCUUCCCUGAAGGAAAAAGGAACUGCUACAAAAUAAAUAUCACAAGAGACUCUAAGUAUCUUAUCCGGACUAUUGUUUUGUACGGAAAUUAUGAUGGGUUGAAUAAGACAUCGCAGUUUGAUAUUCAUCUUGGGGCUAACCUGUGGGAUACAGUGACUUUAUACAAUGCUUCUAGUUACCAAAUCAAUGAGAUCAUACAUGUACCUUCACUCGAUUAUGUACAAAUCUGUCUGGUUGACACAGGCCAUGGGACACCAUUUAUAUCAGUUAUAGAACUGAGGCCUUUGCCAAAUAAUAUUUAUGUCACUCAAUUUGGAUCAUUGCAAACACACUACCGGUGGGAUUUUGGUUCAAACCGAAGCUACAGGUACAAGGAUGAUAUUUAUGAUCGUUUCUGGUAUGACAAAUUUGGCGACAGCAAAGAUUGGACACACUUAGGUGUUUCUAUUCCUGCUGAGUCUUUAAUCCAAUCUGUUUACCAACCGCCCGCCAUUGUCAUGAGCACCGCAGUCACACCAGUAAAUGCUAGUGCUCCAUUGGUAAUAAGCUGGGAGCCACAAAAUGAAACUGAUAUAUACUAUGUUUACAUGCAUUUCUGCGAGAUUGAAGCAUUAGCGAAGAAUCAGACGAGAGAAUUCACCAUCAGACUAAAUGGAAAAACAUGGUAUCCAAGAUUAUCUCCAAUGUUCCAGGCUGUUAACACUAUUAUUCAGACCCUGUCAGGCAUCAGCGGAAAUAAACAUAUUUUCUCACUUGAGAUGACCAAGAAUUCAACCCUACCUCCCAUCAUUAAUGCCAUUGAAAUUUACAGAUUAAAAGACUUUCAGCAGUCAGAUACGUACCAGGGAGAUGUUGAUGCUAUUACAACCAUCAAGUCAGUUUAUGGGGUGAAAAGAGAUUGGCAAGGUGAUCCAUGUGCACCUGCAGUUUUCUUGUGGGAUGGUCUGAAUUGUUCUUAUGGCGACAAUGAGUUCCCAAGAAUCACAACUUUGAAUUUAUCUUCAAGCGGAUUAUCAGGAAAGAUAGACCUUUCCAUUUCAAAGCUCGCCAUGUUGGAGAAGCUGGAUUUAUCAAACAAUAGCUUAAACCACGAGGUUCCUGAUUUUCUGUCUGAAUUACAACACUUGAAGAUCUUAAACUUGGAGAAGAAUAACCUCUCCGGUUCAAUUCCCUCCGCACUUGUUGAAAAAUCUAAGGAAGGUUCUCUCAUCCUAAGGUUGGGCCAAAAUGCAUAUCUCUGUGAACAUGGUCAAUGCAACGAGAAUAGAAAUAACAUUGCUGUGCCGUUGGUAGCAUCAAUCUGCGGGGUUUUGAUCCUCCUGGUGGCCGUGGCAGCUAUAGUGUGGAUCCUUACAAGGAGAAAAUCAAGAGCUUGGAUGGUAGAAACGGAUCAAAGUGGAAUCUCCCUCCAGUACAGAAGGCAAGAUGAUUCAUUACUGCAGUAUAAGAAACAAAUAUAUUCAUACUCUGAUGUCAUUAAAAUUACCAACAAUUUCAACACAAUUUUGGGCAAAGGAGGAUUUGGAAUAGUUUAUCUGGGCUAUAUUUAUGACACUCCAGUAGCAGUAAAAAUUCUUUCCCCUUCAUCGUUUCGUGGCUAUGAACAAUUUCAAGCAGAGGUUAAACUUCUAAUGAGAGUUCAUCAUAAAAAUUUGACUUCACUUAUUGGUUAUUGCAAUGAAGGAACCAAUAUGAGUCUCAUAUAUGAGUACAUGGCUAAUGGAAACUUACUGGAACAUCUCUCUGGUAAGCACAGUAAAUCAAAAUUCUUGAGCUGGGAAGACAGACUGCGUAUAGCAGUGGAUGCAGCCUUGGGAUUGGAGUAUCUGCAAAAUGGUUGCAAGCCCCCUAUAAUACACAGAGACAUAAAAUCUACUAACAUCUUGUUGAAUGAACACUUCCAAGCGAAAUUAUCUGAUUUUGGUCUAUCCAAAGUUAUCCCAAGUGACGGAGGAUCACAUGUGUCAACUGUUGUCGCUGGUACUCCUGGUUACCUGGACCCCGACUAUUACGCCUCCAAUAGAUUAACAGAGAAAAGUGAUGUUUAUAGUUUUGGAGUGGUUCUUUUGGAAAUAAUCACAGGUCAGCAAGUAAUACUAAGGAAUGAAGAAAAAAUUCACAUCAUUGAAUGCGUUACAUCCCUGAUUGCCACGGGGGAUAUCAAGGCCAUUGUUGACUCGAGGUUAGAGGGAGAUUUUGACAUAAACUCAGCCUGGAAAGCCGUGGAAAUAGCAAUGGCUUGUGUUUCAGUAAGUCCCAACGAAAGGCCAGUUAUGAGUGUGAUAGUGUUUGAACUAAAGGAGACUUUAGCGGCCGAAAUAGCUCGAACAAAACAUAACAGUGCUGCAAAUUCAGUUGAACCUGUCAAUGUGAAUCUGAGCUCUGAACUCAUUCCUCUGGCUAGGUCGAAGAAACAGGAGGCAGAAGAUCUGGAGCAGAAGUUCAGAUCAUAUCAUCACUGCAUGGUUGCUUUUCUAGCUGCUCUACUUAUUGAAGCUCAUGGUCAACCAGGAUUCACGAGCAUAGAUUGCGGAGCUCCUGCAGGCAAUGGAACACCAUUUAUAACAGCUAUAGAAUUGAGGAUUUUGAACAAUGAUACAUAUGUCACUCUGUUUGGAUCACUGAAACGUUACAAUUACUGGCGGUGUGAUUUAGGUUCAAACCAAUCCUACAGGUACUGGGCUGAUCGUUAUGAUCGUUUCUGGUUCACCUGUACCUGGAGAAAUUGGAAACCACUAAAUUCUUCAAUUUCUGAUUAUUCUUUGCACCAGAACGAUUAUCAACCGGGAGCUCUUGUCAUGAGCACCGCAGUUACACCACCAAAUGACAGUGAUCCAUUAGUAAUAAGCUGGGAGCCAGAAGAUGAAAAUGAGCAAUUCUAUGUUUACUUGCAUUUCACGGAGCUUCUAGAGUUAGCAACGAAUCAGACAAGACAAUUCAACAUCAUGUUGAAUGGUGAAUCAUGGUUUCGAAAUUUUUCUCCACGGUACCUGGGUCUUGACACUUUAUAUACCAAAUCAGCCAUCAGUGGGGAAGAAAUUAUAUAUUCAAUGGAGAUGACUGAAAAUUCAACCCUGCCUCCCAUCAUCAGUGCCUUAGAAAUUUACACUGUAAUAGACUUACAGCAACCACAAACAUUCCAAGGAGAUGUUGAUGCGAUUACAACCAUCAAGUCAAUUUAUAAGGUGACAAAAGAUUGGCAAGGUGAUCCAUGCGCCCCUGUAGAGUACUUGUGGGAUGGUCUCAAUUGUAGUUAUGGUUCAAAUGAAUCCCCAAGAAUCACGGCUUUGGAUUUAUCUUCAAGUGGAUUGUCAGGAACGAUAGAUCCUUCAAUAUCAAUGCUCACCAUGUUGGAGAAGUUGGAUUUAUCAAACAACAACUUAAAUGGUGAAGUUCCUGAUUUUCUAGUUCAUUUACAACACUUGAAGAUCUUAAACUUGGAGAAGAAUGACCUCUCCGGUUCAAUUCCCUCAGCACUUGUUGAAAAAGCCAAGGAAGGUUCUCUCUCACUGAGUGAUCUCCAUGCUAGUGUGGGUCAAAAUCCAAAUCACUGUGAAUCUGGUCAAUGCAACGAGAGGAAAAUGAACAAGAUUUUUACGCCCAUAGUAGCAUCAAUUGGAGGAUUUGGAACAGUUUACCUGGGCUAUAUCGCUGACAUUCCAGUUGCAGUGAAAAUGCUUUCCCCAUCUGCAGUUCUUGGUUACCAACAAUUUCAAGCAGAGGUUAAACUUCUACUCAGAGUUCAUCACAAAAAUUUGACAUCCCUUAUUGGUUAUUGUAACGAAGAAACCAAUAAGGGUCUCAUAUACGAGUACAUGGCUAACGGGAACUUACGAGAACAUCUCUCAGGUACACACAAAGAAUCAAAGUUCUUGAGCUGGGAGGCCAGACUUCGUAUAGCAGUGGAUGCAGCCUUAGGAUUGGAUUAUCUGCAAAAUGGUUGCAAGCCUCCUAUAAUCCACAGAGAUGUAAAAUCUACAAACAUCUUGUUGGAUGAACAUUUCCAAGCAAAAUUAUCUGAUUUCGGUCUAUCCAAAAUUCUCCCAACUGAAGGGGGUUCUCAUGUGUCAACUGUUGUUGCUGGUACUCUUGGUUAUCUGGACCCUCACUACCACGGUUCCAACAGAUUAACAAAGAAAAGUGAUGUUUAUAGCUUUGGAGUUGUUCUUUUGGAAAUAAUCACAAAUCAACCAGUAAUGGAAGGGAGUGGAGAAAAGGGUCACAUAAGUGAACGUGUUAGCUCCAUGAUUGCACAAGGGGAUAUCAGGGCCAUAGUUGACUCAAGGUUAGAAGAAAAUUUUGACAUUAACUCGGCAUGGAAAGCUGUAGAAAUAGCAUUGGCUUGCGUUUCUCCAAAUACCAACGAAAGGCCAAUCAUGAGUUUAGUAGUGCUUGAUCUAAAGGAGUCUUUAGCGACCGAAUUAGCUAGGAGAAAGCAUAAUGGUGCUGCUGAUCCUAGGUAUUCAGUUUCACCGGUCAGCGUGAAUCUAGACAGCGAAUCCAUGCCCUCGGCUAGGUAA